Molecule: messenger RNA, 726 nt
Organism: Trichomycterus rosablanca
Lineage: Eukaryota; Metazoa; Chordata; Actinopteri; Siluriformes; Trichomycteridae
Gene: vcpkmt
Product: valosin containing protein lysine (K) methyltransferase
Exons: 5
Coding region: 10-690 (226 amino acids)
Biological process (GO): peptidyl-lysine trimethylation
Cellular component (GO): cytoplasm; cytosol
Molecular function (GO): protein-lysine N-methyltransferase activity
Source: RefSeq, a predicted model, not a curated record
GGAAGCAACAUGGCGGUGUUUCCUGAGGAGACGGAUUUAAACAAUUAUUUUGUGCGGGAAAUAGAGAAAAAUGACGGCUCGGUUAUAAAGGUGUUUCAGUGCAGCAAGGGCGAUGUAGGCUGUGUGGUUUGGGAUGCAGCCAUUGUUCUCUCAAAAUACCUCGAGACAGAACAGUUUAAUAAUCCUCUCACGGGAUACAAUAGCUGGUCCAGUAAAUCUGUCAUGGAACUUGGAGCGGGUACAGGACUGGUGGGACUCAUGGCUGCUUCACUGGGUGCUCACGUCACAGUUACAGACCUGGAGGAUCUUCAGUCUCUUCUUAAACUAAACAUCCAAGAAAACAGAGAACUGAUCAGUACAGGCUCAAUCACAGCCAAGGUACUGAAAUGGGGUGACGAUGUAACAGACUUCCUGCCACAUCCACAUUACAUUCUAAUGGCUGAUUGCAUCUAUUAUGAACAGUCUGUGGAGCCACUAGUAGAGACAUUAAAGCUGCUGGCUGGACCUGAGACUAGCAUUAUCUGCUGCUAUGAGCAACGCACGAUGGGAAUCAAUCCUGAAGUAGAGAACAGAUUUUUUGAGCUGCUGCUAAAGGAUUUUGAGGCUGAGGAGGUACCAGCUGAAAAACAAGACCCUGAAUUCAAUAGUCCCGACAUCCACAUUCUUCAAAUACGCCGCAGAAUGAGCUGAAUGGUUGUGUAUGAAUGAUAAUAAAAAAUGCAAAAA